Messenger RNA from Tarenaya hassleriana, 764 nucleotides. RefSeq lists its product as uncharacterized. The transcript has 7 exons. The record is from RefSeq and is a predicted model, not a curated record. Lineage: Eukaryota; Viridiplantae; Streptophyta; Magnoliopsida; Brassicales; Cleomaceae. Bases 109 to 657 code for a protein of 182 amino acids.
AUAAAAGUUGAGGGCAUUUUCGACAUUCUCUUGUAUUCGUUGCCUUUGCCCUCUUUCCUGUCUCUCUCUCUCUGGUUCUGUAGCGAAGGCGAAAUCGAAGUUUCGGAAAUGGCGUCUUCGUUGCAGAGCUCAGGAAUGUUGUCUAAGGACCAGCUGGUUCAUCUCUUCGAUCGGUUUGAUUUUUUGACAUCGCAACCUGAUGUGAAGAAAAGAAUCGCCGAUGCCGUAGAGGAUAAACAGGAAGCUGUUGGGAUUACAACCACCAUUCAGGAAGAAAUAUUCUUGGAGAUGGGGGUCGAUCCAGGGUUUGGCAUUGCGUGCUUGGGAAAGCUGAACACUGCGUAUGAAAAUGAUAAAGAUUUGAUGGUUGGUUUCUACAAGUUCCUCGCAAAGGAGGAGAUGGCAUGUGAUGAAGCUGAGCUUGGACCAGAUGGGUUUGAGAAGAAAAUGAAAAUGCAGCAUGAAUUGCACGAUCAGCAACUGGAGAUGCUGAAACAUAUGCGCAAAUUUCCUCUAGACGAUCAAUCUGUUAUCCUUCAAAAGCUACGGCAGCAACUGGAAAAUGCAGAUUUCGACGGGUCGGCGUCAGUGUUGUCAAGAGAGCAGAUGGAAGCUGCUGGACGAAGAAGAGUCUCACCUGUUUUUAGGACCCCGUAGUGUCUUCAUAAACCCAUUCUGAUGUUCACCACUGGAACAAAACAGAGUUGAUCUUCAAUGAUUUUGUCUUAUUAUUCUUACUACAAUUAAAAAUUCGAUUUUUCUUC